Vitis riparia (riverbank grape) is the source of this 575-nucleotide messenger RNA. RefSeq lists its product as uncharacterized. Lineage: Eukaryota; Viridiplantae; Streptophyta; Magnoliopsida; Vitales; Vitaceae. Bases 134 to 478 code for a protein of 114 amino acids. The transcript has a single exon. The record is from RefSeq and is a predicted model, not a curated record.
CAACGCUGCGGUUUCUCUCAAAAUCUCCCGCAACACGUACCCUCGAAACGCGCUCUACGCCAAACCCAUAAAGCAAAAACCGCCAUAGAAGAUAUUUUAGGAUCAAAUCUCCCCCGAUUUCUUCUGUGUAUCAAUGGCGGAACCAUCGUCUUUAUCAUCAUCAUGUUUUUCUUCACAGAGAAGCGAAACCCAGAAGGGUUUUACGGACCCAGAAAUGGCAGCGGCUCAGCAGCUGAUGCAACUGAGCGGAGACGACGAAGACAACGACUGCAAGAACAAGGGAAACCCAGAUGGAGAAGAGGAAGAGUUGGAGCAAAACCAAAGCGAGAUUACUUCUGCUAAGAUUGAGGAGAUUUUUGGAAGAGAAGAAGAAGAAGAAGAGGAAAAGCAGUUGCGGCCGAGGAAGCGGAGGUAUCGCUCUCUGGUUCAUAUAUAUAUGACCACCGAGCCAGUGAAUGUGAAGAAGGUGAGGUGUUGAAGAAAGCCCUUGGUAGUUUUCUAGAGACCGAUCCAGUAAGUUGUGUAAAGAGACGAUGAUCUGAAUAAUAAAAUUUUCUUUAAUUUUCAGGGAAAAA